AUGAAGAUGUUUUUCCUAAAGUCUGUCAAUAUCUUCUCUUUUCUCCUGGCUCUCCCUUCCUUCUUCCCUUCCCUUGGAAUUCUUACUGGUAUUGAGCAGCAGGUUCUUGAAAUCAAAAUGCUGUCGGAUCGGAAACGGGAGCUGGAGCACCGUCUCAGUGCCACCUUAGAGGAGAAUGACCUGCUCCAGGGGGCUGUGGAGGAACUACAGGACCGGGUGCUGAUUCUGGAGCGGCAGAGCCAUGACAAAGACCUCCAGCUGCAUCAGAGCCAGCUGGAGCUCCAGGAGGUACGGCUCUCCUACCGACAGCUGCAGGUGAAGGUGGAGGAGCUCACUGAGGAGAGGAGUCUGCAGAGCUCUGCAGCCACCAGCACGUCCCUCCUGUCUGAAAUAGAGCAGAGCAUGGAGGCCGAGGAGCUGGAGCAGGAGAGAGAGCAGCUGAGACUGCAGCUCUGGGAAGCCUACUGCCAGGUUCGCUAUCUCUGCUCACACCUUCGAGGAAAUGACAGCGCUGACUCGGCCGUCUCCACGGACUCCUCAAUGGACGAGUCUUCAGAAACGUCGUCUGCCAAGGAUGUACCAGCAGGCAGCUUGCGCACUGCUCUCAGCGAGCUCAAGAGACUGAUACAGAGCAUUGUGGAUGGCAUGGAGCCCACGAGCUCCCGGAGAAUUGAUGAUGACUCCUUAGAAGAACAGAUAAGGCAGACCAGUGAGGAUUCGAGAGCCCUAAGGGAACUCAUGGAGGGAGAGAGGGGUAAACUGAGGCAAAGCCUAGAAGAGCUGCAGCGGCUCCACAGUCAGGUGACACUGCUGAGUGUGGAGAUGACUGCGUUGAAGGAGGAGAGAGACCGACUCAGAAUGACAUCUGAGGACAAGGAACCAAAGGAGCAGCUUCAGAAGGCCAUCAGGGACCGGGAUGAGGCCAUCGCAAAGAAGAACGCUGUGGAGCUGGAACUCGCCAAGUGCAAGAUGGACAUGAUGUCUCUGAACAGCCAGCUACUGGAUGCCAUUCAGCAGAAACUGAGCCUCUCACAGCAGCUUGAGGCUUGGCAGGACGACAUGCACAGGGUCAUUGACCGACAGCUGAUGGACACGCACCUGAAGGAACAGAGCCGGCCUGCUGCUGCCCUCUCCAGGGCCCACGGCUCGGGGCGUGGCGAUGAGCCCAGCACCGCUGAAGGCAAACGGCUCUUCUCAUUCUUCAGGAAAAUUUAAACUGGGAGGAGUCA
This is a messenger RNA of Physeter macrocephalus (sperm whale), 1229 nucleotides long. RefSeq names its product BICD family like cargo adaptor 1 (gene BICDL1). The transcript is spliced from 8 exons. Gene Ontology annotation, biological process: Golgi to secretory granule transport; vesicle transport along microtubule. The record is from RefSeq and is a predicted model, not a curated record. Bases 1 to 1215 code for a protein of 404 amino acids. NCBI's taxonomy places the organism in Eukaryota, Metazoa, Chordata, Mammalia, Artiodactyla, Physeteridae.